Messenger RNA from Melanotaenia boesemani (Boeseman's rainbowfish), 1237 nucleotides. RefSeq names its product survival of motor neuron 1, telomeric (gene smn1). The transcript has 8 exons. NCBI's taxonomy places the organism in Eukaryota, Metazoa, Chordata, Actinopteri, Atheriniformes, Melanotaeniidae. Gene Ontology annotation, molecular function: RNA binding. Gene Ontology annotation, biological process: mRNA processing. The record is from RefSeq and is a predicted model, not a curated record. Gene Ontology annotation, cellular component: cytoplasm; nucleus. The coding region runs from base 89 to 940 and encodes 283 amino acids.
UAUAUAUACGUCACUUUCUCCGUUUCCGACGCACGUUGACGGUUGUUCAGAAAUUAACUAAAGCUAACACAGAAAUCCACACUUUCUCAUGGCUAAUGGAUGCCAAGAAGUGCUUUUUACACGCGGAACUGGGCAGAGUGAUGAUUCAGAUAUAUGGGAUGACACCGCACUGAUAAAGGCAUAUGACAAGGCUGUUGCAUCGUUCAAGACCGCCCUUAAAAGUGAUGAAGAACCACAGGCCUCCAAGAAAAACCAACCAGGAAAAAAACGCAAGAACAACAAAAAGAACCAGAGCAGGAAAAGAACAAAUGCACCACCAGAUAAAGGGUGGAACGUUGGAGACUCUUGCAGUGCUUACUGGUCAGAGGAUGGCCAGCUUUAUGCAGCGACCAUCACCUCUAUAGACCAGAAGAAGGGCACUUGCGUUGUUGUUUAUACGGGCUAUGGCAAUGAGGAGGAGCAGAAUCUCGAAGACCUGCUCUCAGAGAUUUCUGAGGCUGAUGAAGAAUCAAAUACCAAGGUAAAUGAGGCAGAAUCAUCUACAGAGGAGAGUGACAGGUCAACUACACCAAGUCAACUCAAACACCAGCCACACACUAAAACGCAUAAAUCCAAGACCCACAAAGAACCUCCUCCUAUGUGGUCUCCUGGAUUCCCUGGGUUUCCCCCAGGUCCACCUCCAAUGCAUGCUUUCAGACAGGGGGACAGUAAGCGAUCUGGUAGCCAUGGACCUGUACCUCCUUCCUGGCCUCCCAUGAUGCCUUCUGGUCCACCUAUGACCCCUCCACCUCCACCUAUGAGUCCUGACAUGGUGGAUGAUGAAGCUUUGGGUAGUGUGCUCAUAUCCUGGUACAUGAGUGGAUAUCACACUGGAUACUAUCUGGGGUUAAAACAAGGACGCAAAGAAGCUGCCAAGUGGACAAAACUCCACCACAAAUGAAAUAAUUAACUCAUUAUUUUGUUAGUCAUUUUGGACGUCUCAUGGAGCUGCAGCCAUCCAGUCUGUUCUGAUGUGCGUGUGUCCUUCGGAAGAAAAAAGUGCUUUUGACCAGAAAGAAAAAAAAAAAGUUUUGUAUUCUUUGUAAAUAGAUUAAAUAAAGGCUAACAGAACAAUUUGUUUGUUAAAGAAAUUAUUUUCUAUGUUAGUUUUUCUAUUUUUUUUUUUUUUUUUUGUCCCAGACUCUAGCAUAUUGUAUCAUAAAGCACAAUCAAGUUGCAGGGUUUCAUUUUCUUUAAA